This is a messenger RNA of Bombina bombina (fire-bellied toad), 7809 nucleotides long. It is a transcript of the gene ANKRD12, whose product is annotated as ankyrin repeat domain 12. Bases 563 to 6574 code for a protein of 2003 amino acids. Lineage: Eukaryota; Metazoa; Chordata; Amphibia; Anura; Bombinatoridae. The record is from RefSeq and is a predicted model, not a curated record. Gene Ontology annotation, molecular function: protein binding. The transcript has 14 exons. Gene Ontology annotation, cellular component: nucleoplasm.
CUAGCUCUGGCUGGCGCUCCGGUAGCUGAAAGCUGUAUGGUUGGAGGAGGAGAGUAUUUGUGUGUGUAGAGACAGAGAGGGGGAGGGAGAAAGAGACUGAGGGAAGAAGAGGGGUGUGUGCGCUGCUGUUAAAAAGCAAAAAGGGGGAUCAUAAUAAUUAUCAAGGUUUGCAGACCCAGUCCUCGGAUGUGUAUAUUACCGUGCACCCGGUGUGUACAUCGCGGCAUCGCCGUGUAAAAAAGGGGGUGUAACCGGCUGCACGAGGCACGGGACUGGUGGUUGCCACCGCAGAAGACGGGUCGCGCGGAACGUGUGUCCCGCACGGAAGUGUCAAGCUUACACUUACGAGUGAGCCCCAAGGCAGAACAUGCUGUGAUCUAAGAUGCCAUCGCAGAAAAUGCAGCAUGUUUGCAGAGAGAAUGGAACACAUACAGGAACUGUUAACACUUUCGCUUUGCAUCGCUGCUCCACAUCAAGCUGUUCUCUUUAAACAGCGCUGUGCUCUGGCUGCACUAUGCACACAAUGAACAACAUACUGAGACUGUAGCUGAACUGUAAUAAGAUGCCCAAAACACUAACCUCAAAAGCCGUUCAGAGUGAGACUUUGAACAGUGAUUCCAACAUCAUGGUCGAAAAACCAACAGGACGAAAGAACAAGGAGAAAAUCACAUCUUAUAACAGAACUCCUAAAUUGGUUAGAAAUGAAGUUGGCAAAGAAAUGAAAGAAAAAUCUUCUAUGAAAAGAAAACUUCCUUUUACACUCAGUCCACCUAGAAAUGAAGAAAGGGACUCUGACACAGAUUCAGAGCCAGGACACACAAGUGAAAACUGGGGCGAACGGUUAAUUCCUUCUUACAGCACAUAUGCAGAGAAAGAAGGACCAGAAAAAAAGAAGAUGAAAAAGGAAUCCGGAAGCAAGAAGUCAACACCAGUGAAUAUCUUAUUUGGGUAUCCUUUAUCUGAGCGCAAGCAGAUGGCCCUUCUCAUGCAGAUGACUGCCAGAGACAACAGUCCAGAUUCCACCCCAAGCCAUCCUUCUCAAGCAACACCAACUCAGAAGAAAACGCCAACAUCCUCUAGUCGACAGAAAGAUAAAGUCAAUAAAAGAAAUGAACGUGGAGAAACUUCGUUACAUAUGGCAGCCAUCAGGGGAGAUAUUAGCCAAGUCAAAGAGCUCAUUCGUUUGGGGGCAAAUGUUAAUGUUAAAGAUUUUGCAGGCUGGACACCGCUACAUGAAGCUUGCAAUAUGGGCUAUUACGAUGUUGCAAAAGUUUUGAUAGCAGCAGGAGCUGAUGUAAAUACACAAGGACUUGAUGAUGAUACACCGCUCCACGAUGCUGCCAGUAGUGGCCAUAGAGAAAUUGUGAAAUUGCUUCUUCGAAACGGAGGCAAUGCAUUUCAAGCAAACAAGCAUGGAGCACGUCCUGUUGAUGUAGCUGAGACAGAAGAACUGGAACUGCUAUUAAAACGGAAAGUGCCAAUCUCAGAUGACGAAGAAAGUUAUGCAGAUUCAGAAGAACCACAGUUCAUUAAUCCAUCAAGUGUUGACGAAAACUUAGAUUCAGAAGGAGAAAAGGAAUCUCUGAACAGUGAAAGUAAACAUCUUGUGAUCAAAGGAACACCUUGCACUUCAGGCCUUGAUGAAUAUGAAUUCAAAGAUGAUGAGGAGGAUGAGGAUAGUCCUGAAAUACAUAAAAUGCUUGAGGAGAAACAUGCAUUUCGAAACAGCCUUAGAAAUGAUACUGUUGAAGAAAUUACAAAUACUGAUUUCUUUGUAAAACAGGAAAAAUUUGAUUUUUCCAAACUAUAUACAAAAAGGAAACCAAAAGCAUCUCGACUGAUCUUCACAAGCUCCGACAGUUCAGAUGAUGACUUGCUUCCAGAAAAAAUAAAUCUGAUCUCUGAUAGUUUAAAUGCAGACAUCAGAACAAAAAAAGACUACAGCAUUUUAAAUGAACAGAAAGAAAAGGGCAAAGUGAAAAGAAAAUUAAAAAAUCAAAGUAAAAACAAAGAGAACCAAGAAUUAAAGCAAGAAAGUGAUAAAAAGGAAAAUGGAGAGAAGCCCAGAGAAGAGGAGGUCUUUAGGAAAUCUUUAAGCACGAAAGAUGAAACUUCAUUACAAAUUUUUCAAAUCACUCCAGGCAAAUCUCCUAAGCACAGUUAUACAUUUAUAGACAAGCAGACAACACCUCUGAAGCAAGACAAUACUAAAAUGUGUGUAUCGCCAUCUGCAGGCGCUGAAACAUCAUUGCAGAAUGAGUUAUUCCUAUACGAUCAAAAUACUGAGACUGAAUAUGCACUGGAAAGUUCAAGCACCACAUUUUCAAAAUAUAAAGAAAAAAGUAAGCACCAGAAAGAGCUUUUCAUCGAUUAUGGGGAAAAAACUAUUUCUAAAUGCAAAGAAGAGGAGAAGAGUUCAACAUUUGAGAUCUCAGAGUGCGUGGUUAAAAAAACAGACAAAGAAGGCAAAGUUAUGAAAAAGCACAAGAUGAAGCACAAAGAAAAGGAGAAAGAUCAAACAAGAAAAGAGCCUGUUGUAGAAAAGGAGAAAAACAAGUAUAAAGAUACCAAUAAAAACAUGCAAAGAAAUAUAGAGUUUGACAGAGAAUUCUGGAAAGAAAACUUUUUUAAAAGUGAUGAAAAUGAUGAGGAUUUUUUAAUUCUUGAUUCAAAAAACACAUCUGUGGAGAAGAAAGCAAAGUCAGAAAAGAAUUAUGUUAAAGAGGAUAAGAAUAUGAAAGAAAAUCACGUCUCCUUAGAAAAUGUUAAGGAUGAAAAGGAUGACGCAUUAAAAGAACAUGACAGAAUCCAAAAAGACGAAAAAGACUGUAAUAAUUGUUCACACUAUCUUUUUUCAGAGAAAGAUAUUGAUGCUUUUGCUUCAAAUACAUUAAUAAAAGAAGAGCCUUUAAACACAGAAAAAGAAGCAGAAACAGAAAAAAGUCUGAAGGAUAGUAAAGAAAAAAAUGAUAAAAAGUCUGCAGUGAAAGAAAAAGAUCUAGACAAGCUAGAGAAAAAAAGCUCUGAAAAAGAGAAAAAAACUAAACCAGAACACAAAACAGAAUCUCCGGAAGCCACAGAAAAGAUCAAAUCACAUGUACAAUUGUCUGAGAAGGUUCAAAAGGAAAAUGAUAAAAUUAGGGCUUCAGUUAUUAGCAAAAAAAAUGAUGAGAAAGAAAAAUCAAAAGAUAAAAUUGAGAAAAAAAUUGAUAAAGGUGAUAAGGACAAAAAUUUGGGUGAACAUAAAGGUCACACAGAGAAAAAAAACAAACACGCAGACAAAGAUUUUGAGCUAAAUAAACCAGAUAAGAGUAAACAUAGAGAGAAAGAGUAUAGGAAAAAAGAGAAGCCCAGGGCAGGAGACUAUUUUUCAGGGAUAAAUUUAAAGCAUGGCCAAGAAGACCGAAAACAGAAUAACACUGAAAGCAAUAAAAUAUUGCAUGAAAGACUUGUAAUUAUUAAAGAGAAACCUAAAGAGGAACUGCUCAAAAUUACAGAUUUUAAAGAAAAAGAUAAAAAGGACAAAGAAAAAGACAUUAAUCGAUAUAAAGAGCGAGAUAAACAUAAAGAUAAAACGCAAACUAAUAUAUUGAAGUUAAAUUUCAAAGAGACUGAGCCUGAGAAAUGUAAGCCGAAAUUGCAGGUUUCUAAAGAUAUUCGGCCAAAAGAAAAAAGGUUAGUAAAUGACGAUCUCAUGCAAACCAGUUUUGAAAGAAUGCUAAGCUUAAAAGACCUAGAAAUUGAACAGUGGCAUAAGAAACAUAAAGAAAAAAUAAAACAAAAAGAGAAAGAGCGACUUAAACAUCGGAACAGCAUUGAGAUAUGCAAAACAAAGGAAAAAGAAAAGCAGAAACAUUCACUCACACCAUCUAAAAACAGAGAGUUAAUUAGAUCAAAAAGUUCUGAGCUGUCAGAAUCUUGCACAAAGGAGAAGCAGUUAAAAGAUGCUACAAGUUGUAGAUCACAGUCUGUGGAUGCGAAAAAUUUGUCACAUUCUGGAAAGACACUUUUGGUUUUAGAAAAUAAUAAUCUGCCUAGGUCUCCUAGGUCAGAAAGUGAAAAGACUGGUUUAAGCUCUAGAUCUGUUUCAAUGAUAUCUGUUGCCAGCUCAGAGGACUCUUGCCAUGCAACUGUGACUACUCCUAGGCCUACAAUAGAAUAUGAUUCUGAUUUUACUUUAGAAGGUUCUGACUCACAGAUGUCUUUCUCACAGUCGCCUUUUUUACCUUGUGCAAAGUCACCAGCUAUACAUGAUCGAGAGUUAGAUGCCCUUACAGAGUUAUCCGAUCGUGUUAAGCCACCUGUGACAAAUAGACUUCUGCCAAGCUAUCUCAGAUCAACAUCUGUAGAAGAUGUUAAACUGGCAAUCAAUGAAUGUAGACCAGUAGUAGAGGUAAGAAGGUGUAGUAUGUCAGCAUUCUCUGAUCAGGUGAAGCCUGCUCACACCAUAAUGGAAUGUACUUUAGAAGAAAACACAUCUGCUGCGCAUACCCCUCCGAAUAGGUGCACAUCACCAAAACCUGAAGGGUUUCCUGCUUUAGAGAAGGACUUUCAAAUCCGUUCCAGCAUUCAACCUAGCAGCAAGAAAUGUUUAUCCUUCAGCAAAAACACCUUAGACAUUGUGAAUCAGGAAGCACAACCAAUUUCUGAAACAAGUCCAACUCAUAACUGCACAGAUCCUCCUGUUACACAGUUAAUUAUGCCUUCUACUUUUGAGUCUGAGACUAUAAAAUCUGCAGUUUCUGAACCAAAUUCUCCCAUCAUCAUUAAUCCAGAAAGCAAGUCUGCUCAAGAACAGCUGUGUUCGAAACAAGAAAUUCUAAAGACAACAGCAGACGACUGCUCUGUUUUACUUGCUCAACAGCUAUGUUCCUCUGUAACAAAUGCUACAAUUUUGGAAACCCAGGGCGACUCAAAAACUGCAUUACCGAGUAAUAAUAAAGAAAUGCAGCCCAAUGUAAAAGAAGAACCAUCUGCUAGUAGCAGUCCUAUUAAAACAGAUGAAGUGAAAGAAGCUGAACUUAAACACACUCAAACUGAAAACCAUUCUGAAUCAAAUAUAGCACAUUCUGAUAAUGCUCAGACUGUUGAAAGGAUAAAGAUUUUGCUUACAGACUGUGCUAUGGAAAAGACACCUAGUAUAAGUGAUGCUUCUCUGCAGGAAAGUACAGACCUGUGUAGGAAAUAUGUAUCAAGCAGCCCUCAGUCUAAGGACAAUGAUGUCACAGAGAAAACCAAUGACAGCCAGUCAGCCCCAAAGGAAGAAAAUUCAGGUUCUGAAAUAGAACCUGUACCCCAACUUGAUAAUAGUAAAAGUGACUGUGAUGUAUCUAAAGUUUACCCAGCUACAGAAAUAAUUAAAGAAAAUGUACAGCAACAAGUAAGCCAGCAGGAAAAUCCCAAACAAACAAAGGAAAUUGUUUUACAAAAAGCUGAGCAACCACACCAUACAUUAUCUGUUUUGGAAAGUAAUCUGCCUCCAUCAGUUCAAGAAGAGAUACAAAAAUUUAGCCAAUCUAUUAAGCUAGAAGUAGAAGAAAACACAGAGUACAAAGCAGAGCAGCAAGAAAUUCCCCAAAGAAUUACAAGAAACCGAGCCAAUAUGCUGGCCAAUCAGAAUAAGCAGGUACAGACUACUUAUUUGAAUGCUUCAGAUAAAGACUCUGUAGAAACGUCCAUAUCACUAAGAGGAAGGAUACGUUUGACUGAAGAUGAUGAUGUUCAAGUGCAUCAUCCCCGCAAGAGAAAGAUGUCACGUGUGCCGCAACCUGGGCAUGUUAAUUCCUCAAUACAGCAAGCAAAGGAAAAGACCCAGCAGUCUCUAGCCGCGGUUGUUGAUUCUUUGAAACUGGAUGAUAUUCAACCGUACCAGUCAGAAAGAGCAAAUCCUUACUUUGAAUAUCUGCAUAUAAGAAGGAAAGUAGAGGAAAGACGUAAAAUGCUUUGUAGCGUAAUUCCUCAGGCACCACAGUAUUAUGAUGAAUAUGUAACAUUUAAUGGAUCGUAUCUUCUGGAUGGAAACCCAUUCAGCAAGCUUUGCAUUCCAACAAUUACACCUCCUCCUUCCCUUUCAGAACCCCUCAAGGAGCUUUUUAGACAGCAAGAAGUUGUACGAAUGAAACUCCGUUUACAGCACAGCAUUGAAAGGGAGAAGCUGAUUGUGUCAAAUGAACAAGAAGUGUUACGUGUUCACUACCGGGCAGCGAGAACCUUAGCUAAUCAGUCCCUUCCGUUCAGUGCCUGCACUGUAUUACUGGAUGCAGAAGUAUAUAAUGUUCCGCAAGAAUCUCAGACGGAAGAUGGAAAAGCAUCCGUUAGAGAUCGAUUUAAUGCAAGGCAGUUUAUGUCUUGGUUGCAGGAUGUUGACGAUAAAUUUGAUAAACUGAAAACGUGCCUUCUCAUGAGGCAGCAACAUGAAGCAGCGGCACUGAAUGCAGUUCAGCGAUUAGAAUGGCAACUCAAGCUCCAAGAACUUGAUCCUGCCACGUACAAAUCAGUCAGCAUCUAUGAAAUCCAGGAAUUUUAUGUACCUCUAGUAGAGGUCAAUGAUGACUUUGAAUUGACCCCUAUAUGACACAGUCAUGCUCUGCAGCUGAUACAAAGACUAUCUAAAUAGGCAAAGCUGCAGAAGAUGUGCUAUCUAAUUAACCUGCAAGCGGGCGCUGCCUCUUGAUGAAAAUAUGCACUAUUAGGGUAAGGAUGAGGUCAAGGAAAUCGUAAGACGCACAUCACCCAGGCCUUUUAGGAACGUAGGCCUUGUAGGAAGAUGAGUGUGCGAACGCAGGAGUUGCUUUGUAUUUAGGACCAUUUAAACACUUUGAAUUAUUGUAGAAGCAAAAAUCUACAUAUAUUUAUGUAGUUUGAUCCCAGGGGAUCGCCAAUGUAUUGCACUUAAUUAUAUAUAUCAAAAGGGUUUACAUUAGAUGCAAAUCAACAAUUGCCUGCACAGGAAGUUGCUCGAAAACAACUCAUUAACAAAUAUUACAGCUGUCUAGAAACCUUGCUCAUUCUCCUGUUUGCUACUAAUAAUUACUGCAAUGAUUUGCACACCGUAGAAUUGCAGUUCCAUUUGAGAGCUGAGUGGCUUAAUGCCCUCUGUGCCAUAGUUAUCUAACUUAAAAAGUGCAAUGCAAAUGUAAUCCCUAUUAUUGGGUUUACAUUUCACUAUGAGAACAAGAUAAUAAAAAAAAAAAGACAAUUUAUUGCAAUUAAAAUAAAAUGUUCUGAUUGAGUUGCAUCAUUGGACAAUUUAAAAAAAAAUGUAAUUUGAACAGAUAUAAUAAUGUCUUAUUUUAAAUAACUUAUUUUAUAUAUAAUGUGCAUUUUGUAUAUAGUAUUGUAAUUAUAAAACUGUAAAGAAGCUAGAUGUUUUGUGUAAACUGUUUUUCCGGCUGUUUUACUGGACCAAAGUUGUCUGUCUUUGUUUUUAAUUGUAAUGUAUUGUAAUUGUUAAUGUUUCAGUAAGGCAUGUUCAUGUUUUGUAGAUGUUUAUUAAGGUAUUGCAUGCUUCACCUAACUCAAAAUUUCAGCUGCAUUGACUUCAUUUUUAUUUAACACUUCCAGAAAAAAAGAGAAAUUUCAUCCUAGCCUGCUGCUGAUAACUUUUAUGAAGAUAUUUUUUUUUAUUUAAAUCAUAAAACAAACAAAAAAUACUUGUAAGACAAUGGACUCAAACGAGCCUAUUUUUUAAAAAAGACACCUUUGAAUGAAUAUUCUAAAAUUGUAAAUGGUCUAUUUUAAUUAUUGCCUAAAAUUUGUAUAUACCUUGUACAUAUUGUUUAAUAAAUUUUAUUGGUCAUGUUCUGAAAA